Messenger RNA from Dendrobium catenatum, 1579 nucleotides. Its product is annotated as E3 ubiquitin-protein ligase BOI. Lineage: Eukaryota; Viridiplantae; Streptophyta; Magnoliopsida; Asparagales; Orchidaceae. Gene Ontology annotation, molecular function: ubiquitin-protein transferase activity. The record is from RefSeq and is a predicted model, not a curated record. The transcript is spliced from 6 exons. Bases 229 to 1254 code for a protein of 341 amino acids.
AGCUGUGUGGCAGUGUAGUAAUUAAAGGCUGUUAGAAGCAAUAUUCGAAGGGGGAAAAAAUUAAAAAAACGGAAAAAGAGGAAGUGGGGAGAGGGGAAGAGGAAAAGGGGUGAGGCUGGGAAGGAACCCCGGGGCUUCUUCGCUCGGACGGAAUCGAGAGGGAAUGCUGCCGGGUUUCUCUAGGUGGGAUAGAAUGUAUAUUAUGUGAUCAAUGCGACGGAUCGAGGCAUGGAUUGCAAGGCAUCAGCUGUCAGGAAAAUGUUUGGAGGAAGUGAUGCCAAACCAAUAUUUCCAGCUGCCUGGGAGGAGAGCCAGGUUCACUACACUGCAAAUAAUGCAACCACACAACUACAAUUGUUCGAAAAUUUUCCUGCUGCUUGUCACGUUGAUGCUGUGAAUUAUACUUUGAACCAACCUAACAAAAGAAGCAGAGAUGCAGAUGUUAUCGGAAUGCCUCACAAGCUUCAGAUUUCCUUAAAUAAUUUUUGCCAAGAUGAUGUUGAUUGUACAGCCAGCAUUCCGAAUCCAAACCCUGUGUCAACUGGGCUGAGGCUUUCCUAUGAUGAUGAUGAACACAAUUCAUCUAUCUCGUCUGGUAGUGGGAACAUAUCUUCUCUUCCAGUUAUCAUGUGUUUGGAUGAUAACCUUAGGAAUGAGUUUGACCGCCAAAAGGAGGAAUUUGAUAAUUACAUCAGAAUCCAGGAAGCACAGAUCAUGAAAGGUGUCAAGGAGAUGAAGCAGAGACACACGGUUUCAUUUCUGAAUGCCAUUGAGAGAGGGGUAGGAAAGAAGCUUCAGGAGAAGGAACUUGAGAUUGAGAACAUGAACAGGAAGAAUAGGGAGCUUGUCGAGCGAAUUAAGAACACGGCCAUGGAAGCACAGUCCUGGCAGCGCAGAGCUCAAUACAAUGAGUCCAUGGUGCGAAUGCUGCAAAGCAAUCUUAAACAAGCCUUGGCUCAGGGUGCUGCUGCUGCAGAUCAAGGCAAGGAAGGUUGUGGGGACAGUGAAGUUGAUGAUGCAGCCUCUUCUUUUAAUCCUAACCCUGUUCUUGGGGGCAGCUGCUACCUUCAAACUGCUAGCAAAGGACUAAGUCGUGAGCAGAUGACCUGCAAGUCAUGUAAGGCCAAGGAGAUCUCAAUGCUGCUGAUACCAUGUAGACAUCUUUGCCUGUGCGUGGACUGUGCUGGUUACACCAAUGUCUGUCCUAUUUGCCACUGUGCAAACUCCUCCAGUGUCCAGGUUUUCAUGACAUAAAGGUUGCUGGAAAACUGGGAUUGCCACUGAUUUUCAUUUGAGCGGAAUGAAGGUUUUGGAGCAGAAGUAAAUUAAUGAGCUGAAGGUAUGUGAGCUUGAUCUAAGCAAACUAGUUGUGUGCCAUUGUUAUCGUUAUAAUAUGAAUGUAUUAAUGCAGAAUUACAAAAUUGACGGAUGCUGUAAAAGUGUAAAGUUGUGACCAUUAAAUAGUUAAUUACGGACUAAAUGAUGUUUCAUGACAUGGCUCUCUGUUCUGUAUUUCGAAUUUCAAUCAUAUGAAUCGUGAUGUAAACGGUUAUGUUAUGUUAGUGUUCUUUUUCUUUUA